Molecule: messenger RNA, 2781 nt
Organism: Micropterus dolomieu (smallmouth bass)
Lineage: Eukaryota; Metazoa; Chordata; Actinopteri; Centrarchiformes; Centrarchidae
Exons: 13
Coding region: 41-2719 (892 amino acids)
Biological process (GO): prevention of polyspermy; binding of sperm to zona pellucida
Cellular component (GO): egg coat
Molecular function (GO): structural constituent of egg coat; acrosin binding
Source: RefSeq, a predicted model, not a curated record
UGGGUUUUCAGCAGCUACAGGAAAGCUUUCACAUUGAUUCAUGGCUGGUGUUAGAGUUGAGCUGCUGGUAGUCCUGACUGCGGCUCUGCUGGUUUCAGUAGAGGGAUGGGCGCGGAUCAAGAAAGUUCAGCGUACUAAUGUUUAUGAGAGCCGCCAGCGGUCUGAACCACGAAGUGUUACCUUGCCAGAUUACAGCAGGCAGGACGAUGAUGGUGAAGAUGCAGUUCUUGAGGAUUCAUUACUUCAGGUUGAAGGUGCCACCACCAGUGGAAACUUCUACAAUUUUGCUAACCAUGGAGACCAGAUUGACGCAGUAGAUUCUAGUCCAAGAACAUGGCGCAGAGGUACUGAUGGUGGCUUCCAGAUGGAAUUUGACAAUAUCCCUUCAAGGAGCCACACCAGCAGUACCAGUCAGCGUCAGACUGGGAUAGAUGUGGUUUGCAGUGACGUUGGCUUCCAAAUUACUCUGCCGACAGGUUCAUUAAGUGAAGUCAAAGUUGUUGGCUCAAAGGACUUGCUGUCCGUUAUGGAUGCUCCAGAGUCUUGUGGUUAUGAAGUGAACCCUCUGACUAACACCUUGGCUGUACCCUUCACCGGGUGCUAUGUGAAACGGAAUGACCUCUACAGCCUGCAGUUGUUGUAUGUCAACGAGUUUGAUCAGACACAAGUUGCUACUGCAUCUUGUGAGAGGAGUCUGAAGUUGGACCCAGGUAUGCUCCCUCGCUCCAGUGGCCCAUCCAGUCCCACAUUAAAGCACAUUGACCCAAUCUCAGUGCGGCCGCAACGGCCUACAUGUACACAACGGCCCCAACUUCCGGGUUCCCCGCAAGGGCCCCAACUGCCCGGAUGGCCCCAACUUCCGGGUUCCCCGCAAGGGCCCCAACUGCCCGGAUGGCCCCAACUGCCGGGUUCCCCGCAAGGGCCCCAACUGCCCGGAUGGCCCCAACUGCCGGGUUCCCCGCAAGGGCCCCAACUGCCCGGAUGGCCCCAACUUCCGGGUUCCCCGCAAGGGCCCCAACUGCCCGGAUGGCCCCAACUGCCGGGUUCCCCGCAAGGGCCCCAACUGCCCGGAUGGCCCCAACUGCCGGGUUCCCCGCAAGGGCCCCAACUGCCCGGAUGGCCCCAACUGCCGGGUUCCCCGCAAGGGCCCCAACUGCCCGGAUGGCCCCAACUUCCCGGUUCCCCGCAAGGGCCCCAACUUCCCGGUUCCCCGCAAGGGCCCCAACUUCCCGGUUCCCCGCAAGGGCCCCAACUUCCCGGUUCCCCGCAAGGGCCCCAACUUCCCGGUUCCCCGCAAGGGCCCCAACUUCCCGGUUCCCCGCAAGGGCCCCAACUUCCCGGUUCCCCGCAAGGGCCCCAACUUCCCGGUUCCCCGCAAGGGCCCCAACUUCCCGGUUCCCCGCAAGGGCCCCAACUUCCCGGUUCCCCGCAAGGGCCCCAACUUCCCGGUUCCCCGCAAGGGCCCCAACUUCCCGGUUCCCCGCAAGGGCCCCAACUUCCCGGUUCCCCGCAAGGGCCCCAACUUCCCGGUUCCCCGCAAGGGCCCCAACUUCCCGGUUCCCCGCAAGGGCCCCAACUUCCCGGUUCCCCGCCGUGUCGCCAACUUCCCGGUUCCCCGCCGUGUCGCCAACGGCCCGGAUUGCCCCAAGGUCCCCAACUUCCCGGUUCCCCGCAAGGGCCCCAACGGCCGCCAUGUCGCCAACGGCCCGGAUCGCCCCAAGGUCCCCAACGGCCGCCAUGUCGCCAAGGGCCAGCACCGCCAACACUGCCAAAAACACAUGGUUGUGGCAUCCCCACAGGGGAGCAGGUGACUUGUGGCCAGUCAGGAAUAUCGUCCUCAGACUGUAAAAUGAUGGGAUGCUGUGUGGGUUCUUCUACAUCUGCCUGCUACUACCCAAUGGAUGAGUGCACUGUCGAUCAACACUUUGUGUUCGCCAUUCGUGCCAACUCUGCAUCCAUCCCUGUGGACCCCACCAAGCUUGUUAUUACUGGGAGUACAAACUGUAAACCAGUCAUUGUCAACGACAAAGUUGCCAUCUUUAAGUUCAACGUUACAGAAUGUGGAGUUCAUGCUUAUGAAGUUGGUGAGACGAUGAUCUACCUGGCUGAAGUGCAGACUGUCGUCCAAUCUCUAACCCUCCAGUAUGGCGUAAUUACAACACGUGAUCCGCUCAGGUUCAUGGUUGAGUGUCGCUAUAGCAAAGCAGGCGUUGCUCUGCAGUCACUAGCCAGCGCUGGCUACAUGGUGAAGACCCCGAGUUCCAGCUUGCCAUCAGCGGUCCUCUCUAAUGGCUUAUAUGCUGUUGACUUGAGAAUUGCUAAAGAUCAGACGUAUUCAAGCUACUUGCCCACAAACAAUCGGCCCUUGCGACUGCUCCUUGGCAAUCCAGUCUAUCUUGAGCUGCGCCUGAUCUCUCCAAAACCAGAUGCGGUAAUCCUCGUCAACUACUGUGUAGCUUACCCUCGCUCUGCAAGGAAUGCUCUGGUGCUUAUUUAUGAAGGGUGUCCCAACCUUUAUGGUCCAAAUAUGUCCAUCCUUAAGAUCUGUGACUCCUCAAAUCGUCACCAGAGGCGGUUUGUGGUUGAAGCCUUCCAGUUUAUGGUUCAAAAGACAAAUGACUAUCUUGAUGAAGAAAUCUAUUUCAUGUGCUCUACAGAAGUGUGUUUUGAAGCAGAUGGGCCAUGUGAACAACAAUGCUUUGAUGGAAAGGCACCAUAAGGAUGCUGCAGAAGACUUAUGAAGAUAAAGGGGAAAUAAACUAACCAUCUUACAACUCCGUA